AUGGCUUGGCCAAUUUCCUCCAGGGCCGAACUUUCCCUUCCAGACGCCUCCGGUCUAGAAGAAUUUCUCCUGCUCUGCAAUGCCAGACCUGACGACGGACUUCCUCUCGAAGAUACACCAUCACGGAAUGAACAAGGAAUGUCUUCGACCGGAAUGACCAAUUCUCCCCGUCUUUUCUCUCAAGAACAAAUUCCACAAAUUGUCGAACCCCAAUAUCUACACUUGGUGUCCACGCCAGAACAUGAACACGUGGGCUCGCCCCACCCUCAAACUAGGCCAAUCGACUCAACGGACAGUGACCUCUCUGCAGAUCUCCAACGAACUCUUCGACGAAUGUAUCUUGCCGCGAGUGACUGCAGCAACGACUCAUACCGACCUCGGACCAUCCAAGCAAGACCAAGAAAAUCCUCCGCCUCCAAACGCCGUGUAACUCCACGUUCGGAAAAACAUGCUCGAGAACUCGAACUCAACCGGAAAGCCGCCGCAAAGUGUCGAAACCGACAAAAGGCAUUUGUGGAGCACCUGGAAGAACGAUGUCGCGAAGAACAGGAGAAAAUGCGCAUCCAGACCUCGCUUGUCCAUGCUUUACACGACGAAGUGGUCGCGUUGAGAAAUGAGGUCAUGCGUCAGAGUCUCUGUGAAUGCCACUUCUUGGUGGACAGCGGCACCUCGGUCUUGUCAUGA
Rhinocladiella mackenziei CBS 650.93 is the source of this 684-nucleotide messenger RNA. RefSeq lists its product as uncharacterized. The transcript has a single exon. The record is from RefSeq and is a predicted model, not a curated record. Gene Ontology annotation, molecular function: DNA-binding transcription factor activity. Gene Ontology annotation, biological process: regulation of DNA-templated transcription. The coding region runs from base 1 to 684 and encodes 227 amino acids. NCBI's taxonomy places the organism in Eukaryota, Fungi, Ascomycota, Eurotiomycetes, Chaetothyriales, Herpotrichiellaceae.